GUUUUAAACGUGCUGAUUGUGAACGCAACCCUAGCGUGCUCUCUCAGCGGUCGAUUUGGAUUGGACAGAAUACUAGUUGAGGAAAAUGGGAGACGACUUGGGUGACGAGUGGUGGACCCACGAGGGUAAUUCAGGUCCUUCUGAGGCAGAGGAGGAGACACAAGAGAUACAGCCGACAGAAAAAUCAAAUGCACGAACAAAACUAGAGAAGAGAAAGAGGGUAACAGAGAAAACAGUCAAGGCCAAGAAGAAGAAAAAGACUGAACAGAAAGAGCAUAUUGAUCCUCUCAAGAAGGAGACUGAGGAUGACAAGUCAGCCAAACCCAAAAAAAAGAGGAAGAAGAAGAAGAAGACGAUCACAGACGUCUUGUCCUCCUCGGAGCCAAAGCCUGGCUGUCCGGCAGACCUGCAGAACCUGGUUACACAGUACUUCUCAGACAAGCUCUCUGUGAUCGAGCAGGAGGAGCUCAAAUUGCUGGACUCCUGCUUCCUAUCCAGUAGUGACUUAACGCACACACUCUCCUCCUAUCUGAAACAGGUUUGUCCCAAGUGGGCCAAGAUUCAAAAGCAGCACACAGAAAAGAGUUCUGUUGUUCUGCUCAUCGUCUGUAGCUCUGCUCUCCGAACAAUUGAGCUCAUCAAGCAGCUGACUACCUUCAAGGGUGAAGCCAAAGCAAUAAAACUCUUUGCAAAACAUAUCAAGUUAGAGGAGCAGGUGAAGGUGCUGCAAAAAGGCGUUACCCACAUAGGAGUAGGGACACCAGGCAGGAUUAGUGCUCUUAUUGAGAGAGAGGGGCUGAACUUGCGGGCUUUGAGAUACCUGAUUCUGGACUGGAACUGGAGGGACCAGAAGCUCCGGAGGAUGGUGGACAUUCCUGAAGUCAAAUUGGACUUUAUGAAGCUGCUGGAAUGUGGUGUCCUGAAAGGCUGCAAAGAAGACAAAGUCAAAAUUGGACUAUUUUAACUGCACAUUGUAAAGUGUGCUAUGUGCUGAUAACCCACACAGCGUCUUGAUGUUUGACGCCACAUACUGAAGUUCCUCAGAACAUGCUGGAGGGGCCUCAUCCUGUUUGCUUUCCCUUUGUGUCAGUUUGAAAUCUGUGCCGUGCUUUUACUAUUUUCAGAGGCCGUGUCAGAUGUGCAGUGUUGUUUGUUCACUCUUGUAGUCCAAUGCGAUGUCCCAGUGUGAUGGGUUGAAUAAAUGAACCCAGAAUGAAA
Molecule: messenger RNA, 1218 nt
Organism: Scatophagus argus
Lineage: Eukaryota; Metazoa; Chordata; Actinopteri; Scatophagidae
Gene: cmss1
Product: cms1 ribosomal small subunit homolog
Exons: 10
Coding region: 86-964 (292 amino acids)
Cellular component (GO): 90S preribosome; nucleus
Source: RefSeq, a predicted model, not a curated record